This is a messenger RNA of Aspergillus japonicus CBS 114.51, 4162 nucleotides long. RefSeq lists its product as uncharacterized. Bases 300 to 3926 code for a protein of 1208 amino acids. The transcript has 2 exons. Lineage: Eukaryota; Fungi; Ascomycota; Eurotiomycetes; Eurotiales; Aspergillaceae. The record is from RefSeq and is a predicted model, not a curated record.
CCCAUCCAUACCCCGAGGGGUUCGAUAAAUAAUACCAAGACCGCAAAUAAACUAGGUCACCAGGGAAAGGGGGUACAGUACGGAGUACAGUUCAACCUGCUUCCUGUUAAGUUGAUCUUGUGCCACCUGAAGUCAGCAGGACAAUCAUCCAUCCAUCUCUUCCCCGUGCUUCUCUUAGACCAGCCAGCCACUUCUCUUCUUCCCGCUCUGCCUUCGUUUUCACCUCGCUGUGCUCGACGCAGACAGUCUACUUUGCGCAAGGCUCAUUUUUCUAGUGAGAACAGAAGACUAAGAAGGAGAUGUACGGCUCUAAUACAGGGCCUACACAGCCAGAAUGGCGCCUCACGUCGACCACUACUUCUUCAAGUCCUGCGACGCCGCACAAUCCCCCGCAGCCGUCAUGGCAGGCAAACCCCCCUCUCCCAGCUCGCCCAACAUCUCAUCAGGGUAGUUCACGACCGAAUACCAAUUCUCCUCUGGUGAAUAACGCGGGCGCAAAUGUCUCUCCAACUUCCAAUAUGGCAGGAAUGGACACGACUUCAUGGGGGGUGAAAUACAACAGGCAGCAGUUACAGGCCCCAAGCCCCCCACCACUCCCGCCGCGACCUCCAAGCACAACACAGUCCCAUUCAAUCCAGACGAAUUCUUCCGCCAAUAGCUCCUUGGAUUUCCAAAGGCCUUCGUCGGCAACUCCAGUGCAGGCAGCUCAAGAUGCAUUGAAUCCAUAUCCGCAAUGGACAACGAGCGCUCUUCCAGUGGCAUACCAUCAACAGACUCAGUCCGUACCAACACAGGCCACGCCGCCACCUCCUACUCCUUCCGGUUACCAGGGCUUCGCUUCUCAUUCCGGCGGCCAAACGCAGGAUCAUUCACAACCUCCACCAUAUUCUAGCGCCGUCUUCAGUCAACCUCAUGAUUCUCCCGUACAGCGGCCCAGCCCAACAGCACCAAUGCAAGCCAACCUCGUAGGGCUUGCAGCGCCUAAUUCAGGACUGCCUCCACUUGCAAGUCCACAGCAACCCCAUUCGUCAUAUAUCGUUGGACAUCCAGAACCCCAGUCUUCGUGGGUUCAUGAGACAACCACCAGCAUAGCCCCUGAAUUGCUACCUGUCGCCGCGCCUCCGGUGCCACCCAAAACUAAUCCCACUUCGAUCCCUACUAGCGCCUCCGCUCUUGGCCCUGGCACCCCUUCUGCCUGGGAGCAUUUAUCGCCGACGCCAGGGAACAUCGACGAUGUUGCGGCUUUAGCUCCCAAGCGUGAACAUGCAAGCCCAGUGGGCGCGGGGUUCCCCUCUCACUUACCUGCGGCAUCGAAUUCAGCACCUCAUAGCUUCCCUAGUAGCUCUGGGCCAUCUCCAGCAGACUUUCACACAGGUAAUACUAAUACGCAGCCGGAGAUUCAUGAUUCUCCUGUUAGUGUUGAUACAGCACAGGACGAUUACGAACCGCCCCUCUCGCUUGGAAUGGAUGCUAGAGUUGAUAGUACGGAGUCUAUUGACAGCUCCGUCUCUACUUCAGAAACCGUGGAGAGUAUUGAUGGUGUCAUUGAAGCAUGGACUCGCCCUCUUACAACAAACUCACAAAACCCUGACCUAGGUGAUGAUGCAGAAUCAGAACAUGCAGUGCAAAGUGAGAGCAAGACAAGCAUGAAAGGGACCGAAAGUAAGGCUGGUGAAGUCCAAGGAACACAUCGGACAGCGCUUGCGUCAUUGAAUCGGCCUGAUCCCUUUGACGAUCUUGAUACCUGGUCCAAAUCCUCCUUGGAACGAUAUGUGGCAAUGCUACGGAAGGAGGCUACGGCAGAUACCGAUUCGGAUAGAUUUGAGAUUUUUACAAGUUUCGUGGCCAAGGAGACGAAGCUACGUGAAGUCUUGUAUAGCAUUGAUCCUCACUCAAAGAGUGCCGACCAGACAACGACAGGCACUUCUCCUUCAGCAUCGGUAACACCAACUGCUCUUGCAAGCAGCAGCGAGAUUGAUCGUGCGUCUCCUCCUGUGGAAUCUGGACUGUGUCCAGUGGAAACCGAGGACCUCGCUGUACCCACUAGUACCGCGGACGAAUCUGGAGAUGGCAGCUACAGUCCGGGUGGCAGGCCAAUCCUUAGGCUUCACACACCCGAUCCCGCAAAUGUGAAAAGCUCCCCAUCUCAUAAUGUUGCCCCUUCCUUUGGUGCACAGAUAGUAUCCCCAAGACCUGCCUCAGUACCGCCUACGAUGAUCGAUCAUGCGGCACAUAAGCAGGACCUCUCCCCUCUGGCUACUAAUCCCCCGCAGCCGAUUUAUACGCCGUUCCGUUACACGGAGGGCCCUCAGAGGGGUUCAGAUGCCCUCGUAUUUGAUCGUCCAGCAUAUCAAGCCUAUUCUGCCCUGCGUCAAGCAUCUGCUGAAAGCGGGCGGGUGAUGUCCAACGGCUUGCUUCCUGCAUCAGAAGACCUCUCAUUGCCUGCAGAGGCACCAAAUCAUGCAGGGCAGGACGAAACGUUCAUCGGUCUUAUCAGGGAGAAAAGCAUUGCGUAUCGAAAAACAGCCUCCCAGAAGUCGUCGACUCUCCCACCACUACCCGCCUCCCUUAGACAAGGCAGACUUCCUGACCCCUGGGACGAACUACGCUCAAUCGUGUCAUCGUCACUAGGCAAAGAAUCUGUGAGCGGCACUGAGAAUACCACGAAAAAGGAGCCCAAGGGAAUAACCAACGACUUCACCUACAUUCACGAGGCGUUAAAUACCUGGGCUGCUUCGAACAAGUCUCGUAGAGACGCACUGGAGAAGGAACGAGUCCAGCGGCAGGAAGAGUCCGAAAGACACAUUGAUGCCCUUUUCCACGGAAAGGAGAUAGGUUAUGCUGAUAUCAAUGUCCUCGAGGAGGAAUUCCGUCAGAAGGAGGCUCGCUGCCAGCUGGAGGAGGAGAGGCAAGAACUGAACGACUUUAUUGCACGCGUCUUUGAUCCGCUGGACAAACGGUUGAAAGAGGAGGUCCUGGUAUUACAAACCGACUAUGAAGCCGCUCUCGCCCAGCUUGACGACGGUGACAAUGCAAUCCCAAAAACGGUCAAGGACCAUAGUCAUGUGUCUAAGGCAAUGAAGACUGUCAAUGAGAUCUACCGUGACCUAGAAGCUCGCUAUCAGAAGCGCCUUGAAAUUGCUUUGGACCGCGAACGUCGACGAAAGAAAGCUGAGAGGCGGCCCCUCGUUUAUAUGGGCGACUCAACCGCCCUCAAACGGCUGGAUCAAGAAUUCGAUCAGAUGGAGAAGCGCAAUAAGCUGGAGGCUGCUCGAGAACGGGAUGCUAGAGCCAAUCGAUUGAUGGACUCUUUCGAUUAUGUUAUCAUGCAUGGUCUCGGAGAAAACCAGAGAGUACUCGAUGACAUCACUGCAAAGGUAUCACGAAUCGACGCGGCAAGCCUUCGUUCUUCUCCUCUCUCAGAGAGUGACAUUGUGCAAUUAUUCAAAUCAGUCAGCCAGUUCAUUGACUAUUUGCGCGAGGACUCCGAGUCGAUACUCGAGAAUUUCGGUAUCGCCGACGCAUCUCUCAACGACGCCGAUUAUAGUGUCUCGGUUGCUGAGGCUCGAUGCUCAGACGCCGAGGCUGAUGUUUCUCGUCAACUCGAGGCUGAGAAGAAGAAAGAAGAUAAGAAGAUCCAGGAUGAUCUAGAAUCCAAGCUAGAGAGUGUGAGGGAAGGGCCAGCUCGGGUGACCGCUAGCAUCAAGGAUCUUCUCCGUUCCCUCGGCCACGAUGCUGCCUCCGAACAAUCGCCUACUCUAUUGCAGGAGCCUGUGCAGCCGCCCAACAAUGCUCGCUCCCCGAGUCCCGGCUCCGCCACCAAGCCUGCCUCGGGCCACCCUGCGGGAGACGACGAGCAUCAAGAGCGACUUCGCAAGGCAUUGGAGAAUGCGAAGAAGAGGAACGCUGCAAGGAAGGUCACAUGAGGAUGAGCACAAGCUACUUGCUCGUAGAAUCAACUUUCCUCAGUACAUAUAUUAUCAGUGUUUUUAAUAUGUAAUUAGAAGUCCCGUGGAGCCUUACGCUUCUUAUCUUUUAUCUUUUGCCUUGUUUCUAUUGGGGCGGUGGGGAUACUCCAGUGUGGCGUUGGCCACAUAAAUUUAAGGCUAAUGUUUUCUGGUAGAGUAUAUUGGAUACACUUACGGGGAUGCGGCACAAUCAG